This is a messenger RNA of Notothenia coriiceps (black rockcod), 1561 nucleotides long. Its product is annotated as putative heterogeneous nuclear ribonucleoprotein A1-like 3. The transcript is spliced from 11 exons. Gene Ontology annotation, molecular function: mRNA 3'-UTR binding. Lineage: Eukaryota; Metazoa; Chordata; Actinopteri; Perciformes; Nototheniidae. The record is from RefSeq and is a predicted model, not a curated record. Gene Ontology annotation, cellular component: catalytic step 2 spliceosome. The coding region runs from base 108 to 1235 and encodes 375 amino acids. Gene Ontology annotation, biological process: mRNA splicing, via spliceosome.
UAUUUAUUCUAUCUUUCAGGACACUGUUGUACUCUUCUGAAUCUCACGCAGCUCAGCUCAGCUCACUCCCGUCCACAAGGAGUCUUUAAGUAUCACGUGCUGCAACAAUGUCGAAAGAUGUACCACGCGAGCCAGAGCAGCUUCGUAAGCUGUUUAUUGGAGGUCUGAGCUUCGAGACUACAGAUGAAAGCCUGAGGGCUCAUUUUGAGCAAUGGGGGAGCCUUACAGACUGUGUGGUCAUGAGGGACCCCAAUUCCAAAAGGUCCAGGGGCUUUGGCUUUGUUACAUACUCCUCUGUUGAUGAGGUUGAUGCUGCAAUGACUGCCCGCCCCCACAAGGUUGAUGGGAGAGUGGUUGAACCCAAACGGGCUGUUUCCAGAGAGGACUCAAACCGACCAGGAGCCCAUGUGACCGUAAAAAAGAUAUUUGUUGGUGGCAUCAAAGAAGACACAGAGGAGUCCCACCUGAGAGAUUACUUUUCUCAGUUUGGCAAAAUCGAGGUCAUUGAUAUCAUGACCGACCGUAACUCUGGAAAGAAGAGGGGCUUUGCCUUUGUGACGUUUGAUGAUCAUGAUUCAGUCGACAGGAUUGUUAUCCAAAAAUACCACACUAUCAACUCUCACAACUGUGAAGUGAGGAAGGCUCUCACGAGGCAAGAGAUGCAGACAGCAGGAAUGGGUCGUAGCAGCAGUGGAGGAGGCGGAGGUGGAAGGCCCUAUGACUAUGACAGAGGCUUCAGCCCGAGUGGUAGGGGUCGCUAUGGUGAUGGUCCUUACAAUUCCAAUGGUGGUGGUGGUGGUGGUGCCAACGAUGGUGGUGGCGGCGGCAGUGGGGGUGGAUAUGGAGGUGGGCCAGGCGGAUACAACAAUGGUGGAAACCGAGGGUAUAACCAAGGAGGUUACAACCAAGGUGGUGGUGGCGGCGGCGGCGGUGGAGGAGGUGGUGGCGGAGGCGGUGGCUAUGGAGGAAAUGGUUAUGAGAGCAAUGGCUAUGGUAACUGUGGUGGUGGUGGUGGUGGUAGUAGCGGAGGUGGAGGAGGUGGCGGUAAUAAUUACAACAAUAUGGGCAACUACGACCCCCAGGCCUCCAACUUUGGCCCAAUGAAAAACAACUUUGGUGGUGGCGGUGGCGGCGGCAGUGUUGGAGGAGGAGGAGGAGGAGGAAGGAGCUUUGGUGGUGGCUAUGGAGGUGGCUCAAACAACGGUGGUGGAUAUGGUCGUUCGGCACGAUUCUGAAUGUGAAGUGGACUGAGUACUUAGGAGAGGAGAGCAAGGAGAGGAGAGCAAGAGAAGUGACAGGGCAGCUGCAGGUUUACGUCCUAAAUCUGCUCAGCCAAACAGUUGUGGCAGGUUACUGCUGCUGCAAGAAGAGAUGUACAGUAGAUAAAUCAUGGAGGGUCUUCACUUAAACAUUUUGUGUUUUUAUUUUUUAAUCGAAAUGUGUAUCUGGAAAGCAAGCAUUCCAAUGAGAUUUUAUGUAGAUUUCUUUUUCUUUGAGUCUGGUUUUAUUUGUAUCUGCAUCAAAUCAAGCUGAAAUAAAGCAUCUUUCAGUUUUUUUACAA